Molecule: messenger RNA, 3520 nt
Organism: Ciona intestinalis (vase tunicate)
Lineage: Eukaryota; Metazoa; Chordata; Ascidiacea; Phlebobranchia; Cionidae
Source: RefSeq
UAACUUAGAUACUGUUGCAUAAAGAUGUCUGGCACGGCUUCCGACACCGGAGCUCUCUCCAAUCACUCUGGUAGCGAGAAUGAAGAAGAGAAAACACCUCCCCCAAAAUCUGGAUAUGCUGAAAAAAUGCAACAAGACCAUGGCAAAAGGUUUGAGUUCCUGCUGAAACAGACCGAGAUUUUCGCUCACUUUAUGAACCCUACCGUUAAAACCAAAUCCCCCACAAGCCCCCUUAAGAUGAGAGGAAGACCACGACUUUGCUCCAAGGAGGAACCUUCGGCAAGCACUGCUGCUGCUGACCACCGACACCGUCGUACCGAGCAAGACGAAGACGAGGAAUUAUUAUCGGACGCUCGAAAGUCACAAGGAGCCAUCACGAGGUUCGAGAAGUCACCACAUUAUGUCAAGAAUGGGGAAAUGAGAGAUUAUCAGAUCCGUGGUCUAAACUGGAUGAUAUCUUUGUAUGAGAAUGGUAUUAGUGGAAUACUUGCUGAUGAGAUGGGUUUAGGGAAGACGUUACAAACAAUAUCAUUGCUUGGCUACUUGAAACAUUACCGUAGCAUACCUGGCCCCCACAUGGUUAUUGUACCAAAGUCCACUAUAUCGAACUGGGUGAAUGAGUUUGAACGUUGGUGUCCUUCUAUAAGGACUGUGUGUCUUAUUGGAUCCAAGGAUCAAAGGGCGACCAUCAUACGCGACGUAAUGAUGCCGGGCGAAUGGGACGUAUGCAUCACCUCAUAUGAAGUGAUCAUUAUAGAGAAGGCUUGCUUCAAGAAGUUUAACUGGAGAUACGUUGUUAUUGAUGAAGCUCACAGGAUCAAGAAUGAAAAGUCAAAGUUAUCCACGAUUGUCCGACAAUUCCGUAGCACAAACCGAUUGUUGUUAACGGGAACCCCCCUACAAAACAACCUCCAUGAAUUGUGGGCGUUACUAAACUUCUUGCUGCCUGAUGUCUUCAAUUCAUCUGAGGAUUUUGACUCGUGGUUCAACGCGAACAACCUUGAAGAUGACAAAGGACUUGUUACAAGACUGCAUGGGGUGCUUCGCCCGUUCUUGCUUCGAAGAUUGAAGAGCGAUGUUGAACAUAGUUUACUUCCCAAGAAAGAAACCAAGAUUUACACCGGGCUUAGCAAGAUGCAACGAGAAUGGUACACCAAGAUCCUGGUGAAGGACAUUGACAUCAUCAACGCAGCCGGUCGUACCGACCGUGUUCGUCUCCUUAAUAUAUUGAUGCAACUCCGCAAAUGUUGCAACCAUCCAUAUUUGUUUGAUGGAGCGGAACCUGGUCCACCUUACACCACUAGUGAACAUCUGGUGGUCAACAGUGGGAAACUAUCAGUGUUGGAUAAACUGCUGCCUAAGUUCCAGGAACAAGGUGACCGGGUUCUUAUCUUCAGUCAAAUGACUCGUAUAUUGGAUAUACUGGAGGAUUAUUGCAUGUGGAGGGGUUAUAAUUAUUGCAGGUUGGAUGGGCAGACACCGCACGAGGAUAGACAACGCCAGAUUAAUGAGUUCAACAGACCAGGCAGUGAAAAGUUUAUCUUCAUGCUUUCCACACGAGCUGGUGGUUUAGGAAUCAAUCUAAUGACGGCAAAUAUUGUGAUUUUGUUCGAUAGUGAUUGGAAUCCACAAGUUGAUAUGCAAGCAAUGGACCGAGCCCAUAGAAUCGGGCAGAAGAAACAAGUUAUGGUGUUCCGACUUAUCACUGAAAAUACUGUGGAGGAAAGAAUUAUUGAACGCGCUGAAAUGAAACUUCAUCUUGAUAACAUUGUUAUACAACAAGGGCGCUUGGUUGAUCAGAGUCAGAAACUUGGCAAGGAUGAAAUGUUAAACAUGAUACGACACGGGGCGAACCAUGUGUUUGCUUCCAAGGAAAGUGAGAUAACGGACGAGGAUAUUAACGCUAUUAUUGCCCAUGGGGAAGCUAGGACAAACGAGAUGAAACAGCGACUCCAUAAACUUGGGGAGGGAGCGCUACGUAAGUUCACACUAGAUGAAGGGGAGAGCGCGUACUCAGUGUAUAAGUUUGAGGGGCAAGAUUGGAAGGGGAAGCAAGCUGAGGGAGGGUUACUUCCAUGGAUCGAACCCCCUAAACGUGAACGCAAAGCCAACUAUGCCGUCGACCAAUAUUUUCGAGAAGCUUUGAGGGUUAGUGAACCCAAGGCCCCAAAGGCACCCCGCCCACCCAAGCAACCAUCCGUCCAAGACUUUCAAUUCUUCCCACCAAGAUUGUUCGAAUUAUUAGAGAAAGAAAUUUUCUGUUUCCGGAAAUCCAUUGGUUACAAAGUGCCCAGUGAUGCCGUAGAGGUCCAGGAGCAACAAAGGUUGGUUGACGAAGCCGAACCAUUGGCGGAAGAGGAAUUGGUUGAGAAGGAACAAUUAUUAACACAGGGCUUCACUGGGUGGAAUAAACGGGAUUUCAAUCAAUUUAUUAAAGCUAAUGAAAAGUUUGGAAGGGAUGAUAUUGAGAGUAUUUCUAAAGAGGUUGAAGGGAAAACCCCCGCAGAGGUCAUUGAAUAUUCAGCUGUGUUCUGGGAGCGAUGUAAUGAACUGCAAGACAUCGAACGUAUAAUGGCACAAAUAGAAAGAGGGGAGGCAAGAAUACAAAGGAAGAUUAGCAUUAAGAAGGCAUUGGAUGCAAAGAUUGCGCGAUACCGAGCCCCAUUCCACCAACUAAGAAUCCAGUACGGCACCAACAAAGGGAAGAAUUACACCGAGGAAGAAGAUAGGUUCCUUAUAUGCAUGCUGCAUAAGUUGGGACUUGAGAGGGAAUCUGCAUAUGAUGAGUUACGUGCUGGUGUACGGCAAGCUCCUCAGUUUAGGUUUGACUGGUUUAUAAAGUCAAGAACAUCAAUGGAGCUACAGCGACGUUGCAACACCCUUAUAACCCUCAUUGAACGUGAGAACCAAGAACUUGAGGAGAGAGACAAAUACAAUCCUCUUAUAAAGAAGAAGGGGAGGAAUGAUGUGACGCAUCAUAAACGAAAAGCUGAGGAAAAUACGGACGGGAAGGUUAAGAAGAAGAAGGACCAUUGAUAUGUGAGUGUGAUGUCAUAAUGAUUUGUUUAUUCAAUCACAAUGGCUCAUGUUAUGUCACAAGGACUAAGUGUGAUGUCAUAGUCGCACAACAAUCAUUCUUUCCUACUGCCAAUGAUUACAAUGUGAUGUCAUAAUCUGUAUUGUUACAUGAACAAUGGAAUUAAACCCAAUAAUGGGCAUUGUGAUGAUAAAUUGAAACAAUAUUUAUUAACUUUUCUAUUCUGGAUAUCGGAUUUAUGAAAUUUGUUCGGCACUAAAAGUUGUCAUCAUGUAUUAUUGGCCCUACAUAGAAACAACAUAUUGUUUGUAUUAUUUCAUUCUGUUACUUCAGCUACCAGGCGUAUCGUAUAAAAACUUAUUGGGCAAAAUAAGAGAAUUGAGAUACACGCCAAACAAUGCUUAUUGUUGUAGCUCUGUGACGCUUGUUUGUAACUUUCGCUCCAAUUUAUACUUUAGUGGAAAAUACAAAACAAUGAAUUUA